AUAUCGUCCACUCCUACGUAUGUCACACUAGCGCCAGUUAUUGAAUCCGUGUAAAUCAGCCUUAAAGACUUAUAAAUAAUUGAAGUGCCAACUUUUCAAAAUAUAAACAGAAGCAAAUCUAAAGGAAAACGUUUUUCGAAAAUUGGAAAACAUGUCAGAAUAUGAUAGGGGCAAAAUAUAUCCAAAGAAAAAGUUCUUUUCUCCAAGAGAAAAAGAAUCUCCAGGUCACACUAAGAUUGAAGGAAGGAGUUAUUCUGGUAAUAAAAAUGAAAGUCCUUUAAAAUCAACUUCAAACAUCAGUGAGCCUCCUAAAAAACAACCAACAAUACUAUUGAAAGCGAGAGAACCACAUGUAGAUGAUGUUGCAGCUUCACCAAAAAGAUAUCAAAAAGAGGAAACUUCUAAUUCUCUUCCAAAAGAUGACGUAAAUGCAACACCAAGCUUAAGAACUAUGACUAAAUCCAUGAAAUUAAUAGAUGAAGGAAUUAUAUGUACAGAAUCUUUACAAGAUUAUUUCAAUGAAAACAACGAAUUCCUUGUAGUUGGAGUUGUUGGAGCACACGGAGUAGGAAAAUCAACUGUAAUGAAUCUUCUAAGUCAUAGUAAAUUAACUGAAACAUUGAAGCAAGAAUUAUUUAAAACUGAAACCAGCUCCCAGAAUUUGGAUAGUGACAUCAAAAUUUUAACUGACCACUUGGAAAAAAUAGAUUUGCAAUCAGAGGAGAAAUUGAAGCCAGAGAUUUUUAAAAUUGAAACAGUUGAAGAUAUAGAAAGAGGUUUCAAUAGAACACAAGGAAUAGAUAUAUUUGCUACAUCCAACAGGCUCAUUCUACUAGAUUGUCAACCUGUAGCUUCUAUUUCCGUUUUGGAAGAAUUAAUCAAAAGUGAAACAAAGAGAACUAAUUUAGUGAGUGAGUUUAUACCAUUAGAAAAUAGUGGUGAGAUACAAGGAUUACAACUAACCGCCUUUCUUAUGUCUACUUGUCAUGUUUUGUUAUUGGUGCAAGACUGGUUUUUUGAUAGUAAUAUUAUUAGAUUCCUUCAUUCUGCAGAAAUGCUAAAGCCCACAAUUCCUAAUCCAGAAGAUGAAUUGACCGAUCAUUUUCCUCAUUUAAUGAUUGUACAUAAUAGAGCACAAAUGGAGGAUUUUUCUCCAACAAAAUUUAAAACAAUGCAAGAGGUAUAUCAAACUUUAUUUUCCAAGUCAAAAUUGAACUUAAAAUCUGAAAUGGGAUUAGGUACUGGUAGACUGAUUAGUUAUCUAAAUAGCGAUAACUGUGGAAAUCCAAUAAAUUUAUUUAUGAUUCCAGAAAUCGACUUGAAUUCGCAUUACAUUUACAGUGGACAUCCGCCAUUAGAGGAAUUAGUAGCAAAAUUUAGAGCUAAUAUUCUUGGAUCUACUCGUAAUCCCUUGACCCAUGUACAACUGACGGAACGAACUUGGUUACUUUAUUGCGCAAAAGUUUGGGAUACCGUCAAGAAGAGCCCUUUCUUUGUUGAAUACACUAAAUUAAUGCCAUAAGUAAUGGGAAAUGGUUUUGAUACACAAUUUACCGAAGUUAAUGAUUUCCCCAAAGUUUUAAAUAAGUUUGCAGUGGUAAAGUGUAAAUAUUUAGAUAAUGAAUCAAAUGUAAAAAUUCAAAUAUUAAAAAUACGAAUGAUCCUUUUGGUUG
Messenger RNA from Diorhabda carinulata, 1673 nucleotides. Its product is annotated as nonsense-mediated mRNA decay factor SMG9. The transcript has 7 exons. The record is from RefSeq and is a predicted model, not a curated record. Lineage: Eukaryota; Metazoa; Arthropoda; Insecta; Coleoptera; Chrysomelidae. Gene Ontology annotation, biological process: nuclear-transcribed mRNA catabolic process, nonsense-mediated decay. Bases 152 to 1522 code for a protein of 456 amino acids.